AUGAGUGUUACUAACAUCACGAUCAAACGAUUCGUACCUCCACUCAUCCGGUUCCGACCUUCGGACCAUUCCUUCUUGUACAUGUCCACGCUCAGUGGAUAUGCUCAAGUCUCAGCCGAGUGGGCGGUCGAGUCUCAGUUCUUGCACAUGCUCAAAAUCCCCCUUCAAGGACAAAUUCAUGCGCAAAUGACCGGUCUGAUCUCAGAAAUUGCCAUGCAGGUCAGUUCAGUUGAGCGCAUGAGUUUGUGAAACUCUUUUCUUUAUAGAUUACUCAAGACAACGAAGUGGAAGUUCAUCAUUGUGUUGCUCAGAUCCGUGAUCUGAGGGUGAGCUUCGAUGUAAGUCAAAGUUUUCCUUCAAUGUUCUUUAUAUCUGUCUUUAAGGGAAGUAUGGCAGCAGAUGUUCUACAUUGGUUCCGUCAAAGUGUCACACGAGCUAUCAGAAGAACUCUUGAAGAGGUAACGACCAAAAGCGAACAAAACUUGUUUCAUAUUCAUUUUCAGGAGUACUGUGACAUGAUGAGAAACCAUUGGCUCCCGUGGGUUGAAGCGCAACUCUACCAAUUCCCAACCAAUUUGACAAUUAGUCAUUCUCCGGAUGUAAGGGAAACAGUCAUUGACGUAUACAUUUUUAGCAUUUUGUUCAGGUGACACUCAUUCAAACGAUGCAAUCGAUUGCUAUGACCCAACAUCAUGUUGACGUUCGAAUGAGAAGUGAUUUGAUUUGGGACGAUGAAUUUGUGGAAAGUGGAAUGGUAGAAAACGCCACGCUCACUAGUGUUGGUAGGAUUCUCAACAGAGAGAAUUGAUUAUUUUAAAGUCUAACUGUUCUCAGAGUCACUUCCAAGGUCCACAAGAAUGAUUGACAUGUUCAUUGACGAGCACACCGUUCAGAGCAUCAUUGCAGCCGCUCACUUUGCUGGACAUCUCAAGUCAGUUUGAUCAUCCAGUGAUUGCUAACAGUCGAAACGGAUUGAAUUGCAGGACCAAAAUAGAGUCUCCGUUUUUGAAAACAAGUUGUGACGUGCUUUGUAUUGGAACAGUUUUGCCAGAGCUCGCAGAGCAAGUUCCAAACAGGACUCUUUCUGUGGAAGCAUCCACACUCUCGCCUCCAGUCAUUGAUCUUCAAGAAGGAAGAGCUCUGGUCUAUCUGAACGCUUCACUGAAUGUAUUUUUUAAUAAAACAAAGCACAAAACAAGACGGUUUGCAGGUAUUUGCUGCUCCUUCUCUGAAAACUGUCGAAGGAAGUAUGCUGACAAUCAACGUAGAAACAGAAUUCACACUGACAAUGGAAAUGAGGAACAAGCGAGUUAAAGGAUACAUCAACAUGAUAAACGCACAAGCCAACCUGGUCGACAGUAAAGUUGGUCUAAUGUCACAAAAGGUAAAGACCAAAAGAGAGAAAAGGAACUGAAGAGAGCGGGAUUUCAUCUUUCCACAUGAGUAAGCCGCGGUUGUUUGCCAAGAUAUGCACUCGCCUGGCGGGGAGUGCGCUGUUUUAUUUCUUUUUAAACAUAACUACGUUCGCAUCAACAUUUUACUUGCAGACUGUGGAUUUCCUCGUGAACAUGUCAACUCCAUUCCUUGAAGAUGCGGUGGAUGUUCUGAUCGGAAGAGGUCUCAUUGUGGCUGACCCCUUCCAGUUCCCUUCAACAAAUGAACACUUGAGCAUUCAUGACAAAUGUCUCCGAUGGGAAGCCGAUAUAGUGAUGCCAACUGUUGUUGCCCAUACCAGUGUCUUUUAG
Messenger RNA from Caenorhabditis sp. 36 PRJEB53466, 1745 nucleotides. NCBI's taxonomy places the organism in Eukaryota, Metazoa, Nematoda, Chromadorea, Rhabditida, Rhabditidae. The record is from the annotation of a GenBank genome assembly.